This is a messenger RNA of Psilocybe cubensis, 1806 nucleotides long. RefSeq lists its product as uncharacterized. Gene Ontology annotation, molecular function: protein phosphatase regulator activity. The record is from RefSeq and is a predicted model, not a curated record. Bases 1 to 1806 code for a protein of 601 amino acids. Gene Ontology annotation, cellular component: cytoplasm; protein phosphatase type 2A complex. Gene Ontology annotation, biological process: protein dephosphorylation. NCBI's taxonomy places the organism in Eukaryota, Fungi, Basidiomycota, Agaricomycetes, Agaricales, Agrocybaceae. The transcript is spliced from 8 exons.
AUGGAUGGGAGUUUUCCGUUAGAAGAUGCUAGUCUUCUUUAUCAUGAAUAUAUAGCGCCGAUCGCCAUUCUCAUGGACGAGCUUCGUUCUGAGGAUGUUCAACUACGGCUGAAUGCCAUUCAUAGCAUUCCGACCAUUGCGCUGGCACUCGGCGCAGACCGUGCCCGAGAAGAACUCAUCCCUUUUCUCCAAGAUUCAGUCGAUGAUGAGGACGAAGUCCUUCUCGCAUUGGCAGAAGAACUAGGUCGGAACUUUGAGGAGUACAUUGGUGGAAAGGAGCAUGCCCAUCUAAUCUUGGGUCCUCUGGAAAAUCUAUCUGCCGUUGAGGAGACGCUCGUGCGCGAGAAGGCCGCAGAAUCCAUCACCAAAGUCGCCAACGUACUUUCCCAGCAACAAAUCGAACAAUACUAUAUCCCAUUGCUUAAGCGCUUAUCGCAAGGAGAGUGGUUCACGUCCCGAACCUCGUCAGCAGCCCUAUACCCUGCAGUAUACGCCAAAGUAUCACCGGGGAUUCAAGAUGAUCUUCGGAAAGGUUUCACGUCUCUUGGCUCUGACGACACUCCCAUGGUUAGACGUGCCGCCGCAAAAUGGCUUGGGCCACUUUUAACUCAUUUCUCGCAACCACAUAUUAUUUCUGAUGGCCUACCUAUAUACCGCAAGCUUCAGCAAGAUGAACAGGAUUCCGUUCGAUUGUUGACAGUCGAGGACUUAAUUGUCAUUGCUAAAAGGCUCUCCCCUGCAGAGAUCAAGGAGCAAUUGUUGCGUCAGAUUAAACAGACCAUUGGGGAUAAGGGCUGGCGUGUGCGUUAUAUGGCAGCGACUCACUUUAACGAGUUGUCCGAAGCGCUUGGGGUAGAACUUGUACGGGAGGAACUGAUCGGACAGUAUGUACAACUUCUGAAAGACAAUGAAGCAGAGGUUCGUUCAGCUGCAGCCACCCAAAUUCCUGGUUUCUCGAAACUGCUUGAUAAAGAAGUCAUCCUCGCUCGCAUUGUCCCAUGUGUCAGAGAUUUGUCAACAGAUACUUCACAGCAUGUUAGAGCAGCGCUUGCAAACCAGAUUAGUGGCCUGGCUCCUCUGCUAGGCAAAGAACCUACAAUUGAGCACUUGUUGCCUCUGUUCCUCCAUCUUCUAAAAGACGAUUUCCCUGAAGUCAGAUUAAACAUCAUCAGCAAGUUGGAAACAGUCAACACUGUUAUUGGCAUCGAAUUACUCUCCGAAAGUCUACUGCCUGCUAUCGUUGAGUUGGCUGAAGACAAGUCAUGGCGUGUGCGCCAAGCAAUCAUCGAAUAUAUACCCCUUCUGUCCAACCAACUUGGAAAACCUUUCUUCGACGAACAACUUGGAAAUCUGUGCAUGUCAUGGUUAGGCGACACCGUCUAUAGCAUUCGUGAAGCUGCAACCGUCAAUCUAAAAAAAUUGACUGAAGUUUUCGGUGUUGAAUGGGCAAAAGUCUCCAUUGUGCCCAAAGUAAUGGGCAUGGGUUCACACCCAAAUUAUUUGUUCAGAAUGACCACUGUUCAGGCGAUCACGACUAUUGCCCCGUCAUUGAAUUUAGAAAUCAUCCGUUCAGAUGUUAUAGGGCCCCUGUUGGAGCUGUCCAAAGAUCCUAUACCAAACAUUCGUUUCAAUGUCGCAAAGGCUCUUGAGGUCAUGGCCGUUUCCUUCGCGGAUGCUCCUGAAGGCCGUGUAUUCAUUCGAGAUUGGAUUAAGCCAACACUAGAACGCCAGCAGAGCGAUGGAGACGCAGAUGUUCGAUAUUUUGCGUCUCGAGCUCUCCAAAAGACGAUCCCCAACGAUUCCUAA